Phyllostomus hastatus (greater spear-nosed bat) is the source of this 6358-nucleotide messenger RNA. Its product is annotated as interferon-induced very large GTPase 1-like. NCBI's taxonomy places the organism in Eukaryota, Metazoa, Chordata, Mammalia, Chiroptera, Phyllostomidae. Bases 46 to 5970 code for a protein of 1974 amino acids. The record is from RefSeq and is a predicted model, not a curated record. Gene Ontology annotation, molecular function: GTP binding. The transcript is spliced from 2 exons.
CUUCUGUUGAGAAAUCAGCUGACAGCUUUAUGGGAGCUCUCUGCCAUGGACACAACAAAGUCCCCCCAUUAUGAGUCUUUUCUCAGAGGAAAUAGGAGGCAAGAUCUCCAAGACAUGCUGAGAGAAGUAGGACUUGCUAAUGAGUACUGGUUGCCCAUGAUGCAGGAACAGCUGGGUGUGACCUGUGUCCAGGCCUUACAGCACCUAGAAGAAAAAGACCUCCAGAAGCUGAAAUCCCAGGCACAACAUUCCUGGGAGGAAAGGGCCCUGGAGAAGCUACUCAACCUGUCACACUCACAUAGACUUUCAGAGUUUCAGAAGUCUCAGGUGAAAAUGAUAAAGAAAAAGCUGAAGAACGCAGAUCAGACACUGCAGGAGAUGAGAGACUUACUGUCUGGAGGGAGGCAACAACAGGAAGAGAUAGUGGAGAAAAAAGAGGCAGAGCUGAGGCAGGCAAUGGAGAUCCCUCAAUGGGGCUGGCUACACCUUGAAAAAACCCUAAAAGAUGUCAAGGAAAAUUUGCAGGGUCAAGUCAACCUUAUGAAGGGGACACUGUCUCAUAGGAAAAACCUCUCAGAUACAGAUCUGGUGAGAUGUGUGUUUGGAGGGCUGGCUCUGCAGGGAAUGUCCAAAAACAGCCACCAAAGGGGGCUUAUAGAGAAGAGAGAAGAGCAGGGUUCACUAAUGGAAACUAAAGAAUCUACAUCUUCUCAAGCAGAAUCCAUGUUUACCCAGACAGUAGAGGAAGGCCUCAAUGUGAUUACUUCAGUCAAGAGUGGAGGUUGGAGAUUUAACUUGGAAACUGGUAGGGACCACAGCAAACAUUCAGAAUCCAAGGCUCAUUCCAUCAUGCCAUGGACGUUCCAGUCAGAGUCAGAGCAAGAGCACAUCAGCAUCUCCCAAUUUUCUGAGUUAAUUAAAAUCUUACAAGAAACUCGGAAUUACCUCAUGAAAGUAAAAGCCAAAUCUGCUUCUGCAGAAAUAGUGGAGAAAGCACAGAGAAAGACCACUUAUGACGUCAGUUUGUCUCUUGGCCACUUCUUGAAAUACCUCCAAGAAACCGAGCAGCCAGACACACAGCUCUUGCUACGUUUUAUUGCAGCUGGUGCAGGAUAUCACGUGGUAAACAGUACUUUUCAGUACCUCCUGGGUUGUGAUGAGUUGAACUUUCUACUGAAUGAAAUGCAAACUGCCCAAGAUAAAUACCAGGAGCUCAAAAAUAUUUGCCCCUACAGGGCUCAGGCAUUCCUGGUGCUCACAGGUCUGACAGCUACUGCUGGAGUUGCAGCUAUUUCACCAGAGGAGAAAAAAGAACGACUUGCAUUAAUAAAACAACACAUGGGCCAAUCUUUGUUGAAGGAAAUUGUACAUGUCCUCUCCAAACCUGGAGCAGAUCAUGAUUGGGAACACUUAGAGAGGGAUUUGAGAUUGCUCAUUGAUGGUAACACUGAAGCCACCACCUCUUUGUUGCAAAUGGAUGAGGUAAGAAAAAACUUGCAAAGUACUUUCCAUGAAAAGAAACAAUCCCAUGACCCACAAGAUAAAGAAAAUAACAGAUGUGAAGUCAUAGAAGACAUGGCUUUUCUGAAAUUACUCCAGCGUCUAGACCUAGAACAAUACUACCCAAAAAAGAUGAGCAGAGAUCACUUCCAUCUGAUCCACAAGACUUCUGUGUACAACACCCAGCCCAGCUCUGAAAGGGAGCUUCCCUUCUAUUUCCUCCAGAAGUUAUUGGUGCUAGAUUAUGAGCUGAGAUACCUAGUCUUCAGAGAGGCUGGAAACACACAAAAUCAACUUUAUCCAAGUGCUUCAAAUCCAGAAACUGAAGCUCUUGAUCCAUAUGAAGACUUGUUUGAAGACAGUGAAACUCCCACUAAUCCUUCAGCCACUAAUCCUAGAUCCCAUAUUCACCCUAUGGAUAUUCAGAUGGCAAUCCUUCACUGUGCAGAUGAUUUUGCCCGGCAAUAUAUUUUGUUGAAACUUUCCAUUUGCCAGUUUGCCCUCCCACUUCUCAUACCGAAUCCCUGCAAUUCUCAAAUUGAGUUCUCUCUCUGGUCUCUCAGUCACAUUAGAAAAAACUGGCAGGAAGCAAGGAAAUCAAAAGAAAACAUCAAUUUCAAGAAUAAGCAAAUGUGUCGUGUCCCUACCCCCAUUGUGUCCUUUAUUAGAGUUGGAAAUAACCUCUCUGCUUCCAAAUCUCAGAUCAUGAACUGUCUUCUCAGUAAUCGUAGACAUGAUGUCUUUUUUCACCGACAUUGCAGAGGGAGCACCAAAGACUGUCUCUUGAUGAAGGGUGUGGUGGAAGUUUGCUGGUUCUGUCCUGGUGGGGAAGAAAAGGACAGAUUUGGAAACUGCUUGGCCUUGACCAAUCUUCAUGGAGAUGCAAAAGAACAUGAGAAGCAACUCAGCUUCCUGCAGGAGGUCUCUUCUCUCAUUGUAGUCCUCAUGUCAACUUCUGAUGACAAUAAAGAAAACCGAAAAAUUGUCCAUGACCUGAGUCAGUCACCAAAACCUUUGAUUUAUUUAAUUGACAACAAAGAAAAAACCAUGGUCAAUAAUUCUGGCCAGAAAGUGAGAAUUGGGAUCAGGAACAGAAAUGAGGCUGAAUUAACAGAGGAGCUCGUUAUUACAAUCAGACGUUUGCUAGAGCUCUCACACACUGCUCUCAGCUUAGAGGACUGUAUCCCAUAUGCUCGCAAGCAAGGAUUCCUUAUUGAUGAAGAUCAGCAAGAAUGCAAGGAAGCCAAAGAAAAGGCAGAGGUCUUAAUGGCCCUACUGAAAGAAAUGAAGAUGUCUCAGGUGAAGGACAACUUUCUACCCCUACAGGGACACCUGUGGCAUCUUUGGUGUAAAAAGGACAAAGAACUCUAUCACCUGAAGGAAAAGGGGAAUAGGAGCAUUGAACAACACAAGAGUGAGAUUGAGACAGAAAAGCAAAGAAUACGGCAUCAACAGUUGGCCAGAGCCUUUCCUCUCAAUGACUUAUUGCAAGCUGUCCUUCAGAUUCUCCAAAAUCACUCAGGAACUCAAACCACACUCUACUUUUUGCAAUGGCUGAGUGUAUUUUUGGACAACCUGACUGCAGGACACUUGGAAAAACUGAAUGAGGAGAAAAAUGCUUUGUGGUCACUGAUACAAACAAAAAAGCAAAAGGCACCAAAGAGCAACAACCUACUAGGUUGGCAAAAAGAGAUAGAAGUUAUCUCCAAAGAGAUUAAUGACUGUACCCUGGGAAUUGAGCAACUUCUCAGAGAAGUUGGCCAAAUUUAUGAAGCUCUGGAAGAAGUUUCUGCCACAAAAGAUAAACUUUUCCUCUCCCUUCCCCAGAUUGCUGCAGAUCUGCUGAUAUCUGGUGUUCCCAUUGAGCUGAUGGAUGGGGAUGCUUCCUAUGUGCCUCUAAAGUGGGUAGCAGCUGUUUUUGACAAGGUCUCUGAGAAACUUGGAAACAAACGGCUGUUUGUUCUCUCCAUCCUUGGCCUACAGAGUUCAGGGAAGUCCACCCUGCUGAAUGCACUCUUUGGGCUGCAGUUCACUGUCAGUGCUGGGAGGUGUACCCGGGGGGCCUACAUGCAGCUGCUGAAAGUAGAGGAGACUUUCACAGAGGAAAUGGGCUUUGACUUUGUGCUUGUUGUGGACACAGAAGGACUUCGGGCCCCAGAACUCAGCAACAAAUCCAAGAAUCGUGACAAUGAGUUGGCAACUUUUGUCAUUGGACUUGGAAACUUGACUCUGAUCAAUAUUUUUGGAGAAAAUCCAUCAGAAAUGCAAGAUAUUCUACAAAUUGUUGUCCAAGCUUUUAUGAGGAUGAAACAAGUAAAAAUCUCACCUAGCUGCCUCUUUAUCCAUCAGAAUGUGGGGGAAGUCACAGCUAAAGACCAAACUAUGGAAGGACGGAGGCGGUUAGAGCAUAGACUGGAUGAAAUGGUAGCCAGGGUGGCUGAGCAAGAACAGUGCCCAGGUAUAACUCGCUUCAGUGAUGUCAUUAAGUUUGAUAUCAAUACUCAUGUUUACUACUUUGCUCACCUCUGGGAUGGCAACCCCCCAAUGGCCCCUCCCAAUCCUCGCUACAGCCAUAAUGUCCAGGAACUGAGAAGUAGAAUUCUUAUGACUGCCAAAGAGGACUCUAGGGGAAGCAUCUUGAAGAUAUCAGAUGUCAAAUCCCGAGUUCAAGAUUUGUGGAGAGCCCUGGUGAAUGAAAAUUUUAUUUUUAGUUUUAGGAAUACCAGAGAGGUCAUGGCAAUGAGAAAAUUAGAAACCAUGUAUAACUCCUGGACCUGGGAGCUGAGGAGUCAUGUGCUAGACUUGCAGAACCAGCUGAUCAACCAGAUUAAGAAUGGAAUAAUCCAGACACUCCCAACAAGCACAAUUGCAGCUCCAGUUUCAGAAAAAUAUGAAGCUAUCAAGCAAGAACUCGACAAAUACUUUAAUGAAGAUCCAGAGAGUGAAAUACUGAUUCAAUGGAAAGCGAAUUUUGAAAAUAAGCUAAUAAACCUUAAAGAGACACUUAUUUUGGACACCAAAAGUAAAGCUGAGGGACAUCUUGGUUAUAAAAAGAGUCAAGAAAUACUGGAUAAUAAAAAGUCAGGUUAUGAUAAGGAAUUAUUGGAAAGAAGCCGAGAAUUGGCUACAACUCUAGAGGGCAAAGAACUGAGUGAGGAAGAGCUACAAGAGAAAUUCAAUCAACUUUGGGAAAAAUGGGUCUAUGCUGUGUCCUCAACUGUCCCUCCAGUCACAGAGCCGAACAUUGAUGUGGAUUCUGAAGGCAUCCUUUGGGAAUAUUUUCAAAAGGAGAGAAACAUAGUAAACAUACUGAAGAAAGAUGAUAGGAAAACAUUUCAAAUAAAUUAUAAGGAACAUAUAAAUAUGAGCAAAACAUAUGGCCUAAUUUCAAGAAAAUUAGAAGUAUAUGAUGAAGAGUCCAUAAAAACAACUACUAACCACAUUGUUUCACGAUUCAAUGAAACUAUUGAUAACAUUCAGAAGCAACAGCGUGAUUACAAUCCAAAUUAUUUCCAUGAAAUCCUGAGAAUAAUAGAAGACGGGAUUAAGUCUGCAUGUACGGAUGAAAAAUACACAUUUACAAGUAAAUAUAAAAUUGACUUAUCUUUAUGUUUAUUUCAAAGAGCUUCAGAAAAGUUUAAGCAAAUGCACGAGGCAUUCAAAAGAGCAAAUGAUCCUGUAAACUAUCUGGAAAGCAAGAAAGGUGAUUUCUUCAUGAGUUUUAAGAUCUCUUGUCAAGGGGCAACCUCAGUCACAACAUUUGUUGGCUUUUUGUGGAACAAACUCACUCCUGCUGUUUCCACCACCAUUUGGGAAAAAAUGGUCCCUACAAUUGCUGGGGAGAUGCGAGCUACCUGCCCAGCAUUCAAUGGUAACAGGGCUAACCUGGAGAAGCACAUUCUUAUCUCUCUGGCAGAAAAUGAAAAUUUUGAUGAUUACAUGGAGUACAUUCAUAAUCCAGAGUCAUUUUUCAUGAAUUACAUUCAAAAUCAUGUUAAAAGUUAUUGUGCAGAACAAGGAAGUGAAAAAAUAAAGACUUUUUUAAAAAUGACUUUAGAUGACAUCAAGACUACCAUCCUCUCAGCUAUUCAUGAAGCCACAGCAAAAGCUAAAGAUCAAAGCAGCACUGGGUCUGGGUGGCUGGAUUUCUUCUGUGAUGAGCUGAAGAGUAACUUGAUCUUCCCACGAAAAGACUUGAUAAGCAUUGAACACCAGGAGAUAAAAGAUUUUGAAUUUCUCAAAGAAGCCAUGAGUGAAGCUUUGGAUCCUGCAAUGAACAAAGUAGAAAAGGAGUGUUUGACUAAGCCUAUGGAAGAAAUGGUUCCUGAAAUCCAGAAAUUGCUCUCUGAACAACUCUGUGGCUGCUGGAAACAGUGUCCCUUCUGUAAAGCAAUUUGUACAAACACAAUCCCUUCACAUGAUGGAGAUCACAGUGUUCCCUUCCAUCGUCCUCAGGCUGUCAGAGGAUAGGGAUGGGUUAAUACCGACCACUUUUCCAUUGAUUAUUGUACUAGUUCAGUAGCAAGUGAAUGUUCACUUCAUUUUGAGUGAUGAUCGUAAUAUCCCAUAUAAGAAGUAUCGAGAGGCAGGAGGGGAAUAUGCCACAUGGAGCAUCACCCCAGACACAUCUACCCAGCCAUACUGGAAAUGGUUUGUCUGUCACUUCAGAUCAAACCUAGAAGAGAAAUAUCAGAAAAAAUUUGCAGGUAGAGGUGAAAUCCCUGAUGCCUGGACCAAAAUCACAAAGCAGGAUGUGCUGGAUGACUUGAAAAAGCAAUAAUACUCAAUAACCCCAAAAGAGUACCAGAAUCUGAACAAGGGUCACACAACUUGAACAAUCCUAAAACACAUUUUUCUC